Messenger RNA from Trichosporon asahii var. asahii CBS 2479, 2109 nucleotides. RefSeq names its product glycerol kinase. Gene Ontology annotation, biological process: triglyceride metabolic process; glycerol-3-phosphate biosynthetic process; glycerol metabolic process. Bases 1 to 2109 code for a protein of 702 amino acids. Lineage: Eukaryota; Fungi; Basidiomycota; Tremellomycetes; Trichosporonales; Trichosporonaceae. The transcript is spliced from 3 exons. Gene Ontology annotation, cellular component: mitochondrion. Gene Ontology annotation, molecular function: glycerol kinase activity. The record is from RefSeq and is a predicted model, not a curated record.
AUGGCCGACCACUACGACUCGGCGAUCCAGGACUCUCCCACCACCUCGCCGCACCCCUCGAGGCGGCCGAGCAUGGUGGCACCCCGUCCCUCCUACCCCGCCAGCACGGGCGGCGCCUCAUUGUCCCGCCGCUCGUCCCAGCACCGUUCCGGACCUAUCCCUAUCUCCCGUGCCGACUACUCGGGGCCUACCACGCCCUCGCUCCUGUCUCGUGCCGGUUCCCCUACGCUUCCCCUCACGAACGACAAGGUUCUCAGCCGUAAGAGCAGUUUCGCCGGCGAUGCGCACGGAGCGCGCGCUGCGCUCGGAGGUGGUCUCGGUGGUCUGGGCGGACUGAGUGGCUUCUCUGCGCUUUCGCAGCUCGACGGUCAGAGGCAGCUGCGCAAGGGCGAGUUCAUCGGAAGUUUGGACUGUGGUACUACCUCUACCCGUUUCAUCGUGUUUGACGAGAAUGCGAAGAUCAUUACCGAGCACCAGACCGAGUUCGAGCAGGUCCUGCCGUACGCGGGAUGGCACGAGCAGCGACCAGAGGACUUGGUUGACGCCAUGCGGGAGUGCAUCAACCGUGCGUGCUACAAGCUCGAGUGGGCUGGGUGGUCGGCGGACUCGAUUCGCGGUAUCGGAAUCACGAACCAGCGUGAGACGACUGUGUGCUGGUCCAAGUCGACGGGCAAGCCUCUGUGCGACGCGAUUGUGUGGGACGACACGCGCACAGUCGCUGUCGUGCGUGAGUUUGAGGAGAAGCUGGAGAAGGAGGGUAUCGAGCUUGAGGAGGCGAACGGAGACGGCAAGCCGAAGCGCGUGACAGGACGGCAAGGUCUCGUCGACAUUACGGGUAUCCCGCUGUCGACGUACUUCUCGGCGAUCAAGCUGCGCUGGAUGCUCGACCACUACAAGGAGGUCGCCGAGGCGAACCUGGCCGGUGACCUCGCUUUCGGCACUGUCGACUCGUGGCUCGUGUACAACCUGACCGGUGCGCUCGACGGGGGUCUGCACAUCAUCGACGUCACGAACGCGUCGCGUACGCUGCUCAUGUCGCUGAAGACGCUCAAGUGGUCCAAGCCGCUGCUCAAGUUCUUCGGCAUUGACGAAUCUGUACUCCCCGAGAUUGUCCCCUCGGCCGCGGUCUACGGCAAGAUCCAUGAGAGCAUGGAGACGCCGCUGACCGGCGUGCCGAUCGCCGGUAUUGUCGGUGACCAGCAGGCGGCGCUCGUGGGUAACAAGUGCCUGCAGCGCGGCGAGGCGAAGAACACGUACGGCACCGGUGCGUUCGUGCUGUUCAACACGGGCGACGAGAUUGUCCACUCCAAGAACGGUCUCAUUACGACCGUCGCGUACCAGACGGGCAAGGACGCGCAGCCCGUCUACGCCCUCGAGGGCUCCAUCGCCGUCGCCGGAAGCGCGAUCAAGUGGCUCCGUGACCAGAUGACCCUGAUCGAGGAGUCGGCCGAGAUGGACAUGCUCGCCGGCUCGGUCAAGGACACGGGCGGCGUGUACUUUGUCACUGCGUUUGCCGGUCUCCUCGCCCCGUACUGGGACCGCUCGGCUACGGGAACCAUCAUCGGCAUGACGAGCUACACGACGUCGGCGCACAUUGCGCGCGCGACGCUCGAGGCCGUGUGCUUCCAGUCCCGCGCCGUCCUCGACGUCAUCGAGAAGGAGGCCAACAUCAAGCUCGAGGGUCUCAAGGUCGACGGAGGAGUCACGAACUCGGACCUGGCGAUGCAGAUUCAGGCCAACUCGACCGCGCUCGGCUCGGCGCUGCUUGCGGGCCACGCGCUCGGCCUGUUCGGGUGGGACCUGAACAAGCCCGAGACGCUGUCCGAGGUGAACACGGCGGACACAUUCGUGUUCAAGCCCGAGAUCAGCGACAAGCAGCGCGCCAAGAUGAUCCGCGGGUGGGACCGCGCCGUCGCCCGCGCGCGCAACUGGCACGAGGGCGAGGACGAGCUCGAGCUCGAGGAGCGCGAGCUCCAGAUCGAGAAGAAGGAGGGCAUCGUCGACCUCACCAUGGACCUGGGCAAGGCUACGCUGCAGUCGUCCCCGCCGAGCCCCAAGAUCCUCUCCGACCCUGGACCCGUGCCCAAGCCUACUGCCGCGCAGGCUUAG